UAUAUACUUUUUGUAAUGCAGCAUAACAUGCUUAUGACAGCUACAAAAGCAAAAGAUUGUACUACUUCUACAUUACUUGAGCUUUUCACUGAGAUGAAGAAUCAAACCAACACAGAUUCCAUCAAUUUUCCACCACCAAGAUCUCCAUCAUCCCAAUUCUCCUCUGAAUGCUGGUUUGAUGAUGCAUGCAUCCUUGACAUGGACUACUUUGUCAAGACCCUUUCCGGAAUCAAAGCGAAAGGCGUCCGGGCCGACUUGAUUGGUUCCAUAAUCACACAUUACGCCUCCAAAUGGCUACCUGACCUCUCUGCAGGUGACUUGGCCGAAAAAGGCCUUACGCAAUUCGAGGAAUCACCAGAGAGCGUCACAGCUUCUUGGAUGAAGAAGAGGUUCUUUGUGGAAACAUUGGUGGGAGUUCUGCCUCCUGAGAAGGAUGCAAUCCCCUGCAACUUCCUCCUUCGGCUUCUCCGAACGGCGAACAUGGUUGGUGUUGAGGCUAGUUAUAGACACGAGCUUGAGAGGCGGAUUUCAUGGCAGCUUGACCAAGCUUCAUUGAGAGAGCUUGUGAUUCCAUCAUUCAGCCACACUUGUGGAACUCUUUUGGAUGUUGAGCUUGUUAUUAGGCUUGUUAAGAGGUUUGUGGGUUUGGAUAGUGAGGGAGCCAAGAGUGGUGCUGCUCUUGUUAAGGUGGCUAAGUUGGUUGACUGCUACCUCGCCGAGGCUGCUGUCGAUGCGAAUUUGAGCUUGUCCGAGUUUGUCACUCUUGCAGGAGCUCUUCCAAGCCAUGCUAGAGCAACAGAUGAUGGAUUGUACAGAGCCAUUGACACUUAUCUUAAAGCACAUCCAAGUGUGUCCAAGGAAGAUAGGAAGGGUUUGUGUAGGCUUAUUGAUAGCCGGAAACUCACGCCGGAGGCGUCGCUUCACGCGGCUCAAAAUGAAAGGUUCCCUGUGAGAGCUGUGAUUCAGGUGCUCCUGUCCGAGCAAACUAAAUUGAACCGGAAUCUAGAUUGGAGUGGCUCCUUGAUCAGCAGCACUAGGAGCCCAAAUGGCGUGCUAGACGCAUGUCUUUCGAAGCGCGAGAUGAAUGCUCAACACAUGGAGAUAAGGAAGCUCAAGGAAGAGCUGUAUAGGGUGCAAAGCCAGUGCAAUGCAAUGCAGGUACAAAUGGAGAGGAUGGUUGAAAAGAAGAAAGGGUUCUUCAAGUGGAUGAGAUUUGGGGUGAUGCCUAAUGCAUUUGGAAGCAAAGGGUUUGGAGGAGUGGAGAAAAUUGAUGAAGUUGUUGAAGGAGAAGUUGGAUUUGGAAGGCAAACACCAAUGGACAUCAAAACCAAGUUGGUCAAAGGUAGGACUCCUCACAAGUGGAGGAAAUCCUUGUCUUGAGACAACACUUUCCAUGGUUUGUGGAAGAAAUGAAAUUCUUAGAUGCUUAUGGAUUAAGAAUUUUUUUUUAAAAAAAAUAUAUAAUAUAGAAUGAAUGAUUUAGAAUUUCUUUUGUUUAGUUGUAUUAUUAAGCAAGUUAUAAUGUUGUGUAAGUUAAUAAUGCAAUGGCAAAUGUGUAAUUAGGUUUAUUGUUAUUAGGGUUGUGAGACAUAAAUGUAACAUAAGAUAUUGUUGUAUUUUGAAUAAACUCGAUAAAUU
Molecule: messenger RNA, 1638 nt
Organism: Arachis stenosperma
Lineage: Eukaryota; Viridiplantae; Streptophyta; Magnoliopsida; Fabales; Fabaceae
Product: coleoptile phototropism protein 1-like
Exons: 3
Coding region: 16-1380 (454 amino acids)
Source: RefSeq, a predicted model, not a curated record